Biomphalaria glabrata is the source of this 2898-nucleotide messenger RNA. RefSeq names its product zinc finger protein 729-like. Gene Ontology annotation, molecular function: RNA polymerase II transcription regulatory region sequence-specific DNA binding; DNA-binding transcription factor activity, RNA polymerase II-specific. Gene Ontology annotation, cellular component: nucleus. NCBI's taxonomy places the organism in Eukaryota, Metazoa, Mollusca, Gastropoda, Planorbidae. The transcript is spliced from 4 exons. Gene Ontology annotation, biological process: regulation of transcription by RNA polymerase II. The record is from RefSeq and is a predicted model, not a curated record. Bases 250 to 2121 code for a protein of 623 amino acids.
UGCCUCUUCAAUAUAGGCUGGAAUACCUAGUGACUAGAGCUAGAAGAUUGAACUUGUUCAGAGAAUAUUGACAGUGACACUACGGUACUCAAUAGAUCUAGAGUAAAGUUAGAUUUCCAUUCAUAAUGUUGUAAUUCACUGUCUGGGUCACUGGUAGACUUCACCAAAAACAUGAAUGAUCUGUUCAGACAUCUGAGAACAAAUUGAUUUUCCAUUUCUAUGUUAAAAGACAUUCAUACUUAACUCUGUAUGAUGGAUGACAUAACACAGGACUUAACUAAUGAUCUCACAACCAUCAUAAAAAUUGAAAAGAAUGAAUGGUCUCCACAAUCAAAGACAAUAGACAACUUGAUUGAUCAAACUUUUGAUAUAUUGUUGGAGGAGGAGACACAGGGACAAAAACAAGACUCAACUGAUACUAUAAAAAUUGAAACAAAUGAAAAAUCUGUACAUUCAGAAACACCAGAAAACAACUCCAUCAUUGAUCAGACUUCUGAAUUAUUUUUUCCAGUUGAAACACAGAUAAAAAAGAUAAACCAGAAACAAGAAAUGACUUUCACCAAAGAUUGCAUGCAUGCUAGGAACAACUCCAACAAAAAUGUGUAUUAUAGAAACUAUGAGGAUCAAGGACAAAAUUAUUUCAAUGAAAAUAAGACUAAAGAGGGGGUUUAUGCAGAGAAACAAUGUGAACAUUUUAAAAUAUGUACAGAAACAUUUUAUAUUUCAUCACUCUCAAAUAAACAUGAAUUGAUUAGUUCUACUAGAAAAACAUUUAAGUGUGACAUGUGUCAAAAACAAAUUAGUAGUAAACCUAGCUUAAAUGUUCACCUCGCUAAUCAUUGUGGAAUAAAGCUAUUCAAAUGUCACAUUUGUCUGAGAGAAUUCAGUUAUUUGUCAACCCUUAAAAACCAUGAGAUGAUCCAUUCUGGAGAAAAGCCAUUUAAAUGUCCUGUUUGUCAGAAAGAAUUGCAUCAUUCAAAAAGCUUAAAAUAUCAUGAGAAGAUACAUUCUGGGAAAAAGCCAUUUAAAUGUUCUAUUUGUGAGAAAGAAUUUAUUAAUUCUUCAAAAUUAAAAGACCAUGAGAUGAUUCAUUCUGGAAAAAGGCCGUUUAAAUGUACUAUUUGUGAGAAAGAAUUCAUUAAUUCGUCAAAAUUAAAAAGCCAUGAAAUCAUUCAUUCUGCUAAAAAGCCUUUUAAAUGUGAAAUCUGUCAAAAAGAAUUCAGUUAUUCCUUUACCUUCAAAAACCAUGAGAUGAUUCAUUCUGCUAAAAAACAAUUUCAGUGUGAAAUCUGUAAAAAAAAAUUCAUUAAUUCCUCAAGAUUAAAAAGGCAUGAGAUGAUUCACUCUAGUAAAAAAACAUUUAAAUGGGAACUCUGUCAAAAAGAAUUUAUUGAUUCAUCAAAAUUAAAAAAUCAUGAGAUAAUUCAUUCUGGGAAAAAGUCUUUUUCUCUAAAGUCUAAGAGAUUGAUUCAUUCAAGUAAAAAAACUUUAACAUGUGAUAUGUGUCAACAACAAUUUAAUUAUAAAUCCCAUUUACAAUAUCAUUUGGCAGUUCAUUGCGGACUAAAAGUAUUUCAAUGUGAUGUCUGUGAUAAAGGAUUCAUACUGUCCUCAACCUUAAAAUACCAUAAGAUGAUUCAUUCUAAGAAAAAGCCAUUCCAGUGUCCUAUUUGUCAAAAAGAAUUCGUUAAUUUCUCUAAAUUAAAAAACCAUGGGAUAAUUCAUUCUGGGGAAAAGCCAUUUAAAUGCCCUAUUUGUGAAAAAGAAUUCAGUUGUCCCAAAAGCUUGAAACAUCACAAGUUCAUUCACUCUGGUGAAAGCCCAUAUAAAUGUGAAAUCUGUAACAAAGAAUUCACAGUGCCCUCAAGCUUAAAAUACCAUGAGGUGAUUCAUUCUGGUGUAAAACCUUUUAAAUGUCCUAUUUGUCCAAAAGACUUCCGCUGUUCCAAAAGCUUAAAAUAUCAUAUGUUUAUUCAUUCUGGUCAAAGUCCAUAUAAAUGUAAAAUCUGUGAGAAAGAAUUUGCAGUCUCUUCAAAACUAAAAUACCAUGAGAUGAUUCAUUCUGUUGAAAAAAAAAAAGAUCUAUCUGCUGAAAAAAAAAAUUGUAUUACUCAAGAUUAAAAAAAAAACAUGAAAUUAUAUUUUUUCCAUUAAAAAAAAGCAUUUAGAUGUUGAAUGUCUCAGGAAAAAGGGAUUCGCAAAGUCCCUCAAGCUUAAUAUUCCAUGAUUAAUUCAUUGUAGGAAAAAUUUCAAUUUUGUCAGAAAGCAUUCAUUCAUUUCUCUGUCUUAAAAUAUCUUGAUGAUUCAAGAUGGUUCUAUCCAUUUAAAUGUCUAUUCAUCAGAAAGAGGCUCAUAAUCUCAUCAAUCCUAAUUGUGUUUUAGUUUAAAUUCUUAGAAACUUAGGCUGAAAUCAACAUGUAUUCGAAAUCAAUCUUUGAAAUAUACAGGUAAAUUACUGGUAAAUAAGUUGUCUAUAACAAUAUUAUUGAAUAUCAGCAAGUGUAUUGUUAUUUUUAUUAUUAGUAUAAUUGUAUCAAUACAAAUAUUUGUUGGAUCUUUUUCCUUUAGUACUUGGGGACUAAUUCAUAAUUAAAUAAUUUCAAAUAAAAAGUAUUUAAUUUCAUUGGUACCGGUACUACAUUUUAACUUUAAAAUGUGAUUGACUUUGUACUUUAUGCACCAUUUAUUUCUAUAAUAAAAUCUAUCUUUUCUUUUUUCUUGUUUUAAAUUUAAUAUAAGGAGUGCCAAUACUAAUUUACAAAAGGUUGUUAUGAUUUACAUGUUUUUAUUUACAUAUGUUUUUAUUUAUCCCAUGUGUCAUGCUCUGGUACUAUUGUAUUAGGUGCAUACUUUUUGAAAAUGUAAAUUAAAUAAAUUUGCAGAAAAAUUUACUUUGAC